Molecule: messenger RNA, 2057 nt
Organism: Punica granatum (pomegranate)
Lineage: Eukaryota; Viridiplantae; Streptophyta; Magnoliopsida; Myrtales; Lythraceae
Source: RefSeq, a predicted model, not a curated record
CGAUCAGUUCUCCUCCUCCUUCUUCUCCCCCUGUCUUCCCCCCCUAACCCUAACCCUUAACGCACUGACUACGAACCCAACAAAAGCACACACACACCUCAACCAGCAGGCCUAUAUCCGCACCCCAAUAGAGCUUCCUCUCCCAAUCCUCAACAAACCCGCAACCUUAAAUUUUUUUUUGUCCCUUUCUUUCUGGAACAAAAACACACUGAUCUCCCUCAUGAACCUCUCAACUCUCUUCUUUAUAAUAAGCUUAGCUUAGGAUUUGGUGGGCUUCACCCAAAUUCCCACUGACUCUCUCCUUCCAUAUCUUCUUUGAUCAUUUAUGGUCAUCACAUCAUGUUAAUGAAGCCCUAGAAAAAAGAUGCAGAGGAGAAGUACAAAGCGAUCAUCCAUCCAGAGAAGGGAAAGAAAAGACACACACACACACUCCCAAUAGUUGUCUUCAAUUCUUCCCCCUGCCCUUUUCAUUAAUUAAAUCUCCCAUAAGCUUUGCUUUGCUUUGAUUUCCACUAAUAAUAAAGCCUUUCCCUUUUUCUCUCAUUUCUCUUCUAACUAAUCCUUUCUUCAGUUUUACACCUUCGUUUGCAUCCCCUUUUGGUAUAAAUUUCGCACUGUUUUUUAUUGCUUUGGUUUGGAUCUUUUUUGUGUUUUGUGGUUUGAUGUUUUGGGGAGGACAUUGAUGAUUACAUAGAGGCUUUUGCUCUUACAUAUAUAGUUUAUAUAUAUAUAUAUAUAUAUAUAUUAUAAUGGAUCCAGUAACAUCUCAUGGUCAUGGCCACUCUCUCCCACCUCCCUUCCACUCAUCAAGAGAUUUCCAAUUACAAUUCCACCAAUUCCAGCCCCGGAACCCCGAGGACGAGGCCCUCAUGUUGAGCCGCACCCCGAAGCAGGACAGGGACGAGAACAGUAGCAACAGCACUGGAGGCGCUGGGACCGGGAGCGAGGGUAAGGAGCCGAACCAGGCAGGGAUGAUGGGAGAGUCGUCGGGAUCUGGGGAAGUCAGUAGGCGGCCUCGGGGGAGGCCUUCUGGCUCCAAGAACAAGCCCAAGCCCCCCAUCAUAAUCACCAGGGAUAGCGCUAACGCCCUACGGACCCACGUCAUGGAGGUGGCCGACGGGCAGGACAUCGUCGAGAGCAUGUCGGCCUUCGCAAGGCGGCGCCAACGGGGCGUUUGCAUCUUGAGCGGGACAGGAACUGUCGCCAACAUCACCCUCAGGCAGCCCCCCUCAGGCGGGGCAGCAGCCGUUGUAGCUCUCCAUGGGCGUUUCGAGAUCUUGUCCCUAGCAGGUUCGUUCCUCCCUCCUCCAGCUCCCCCUGAGGCCACUGGGCUAACGGUGUACCUAGCGGGCGGGCAGGGCCAGGUGGUGGGCGGAAGCGUAGUUGGGGCACUCAUGGCAUCGGGUCCGGUGGUGAUCAUGGCAGCUUCAUUCAGUAACGCAGCCUACGAGAGGCUUCCUCUCGAGGAGGAGGAGGAGAGCGCAAUGCCGAUGCAAGGAGGGGGUGGCCAUCUUGGAUCUCCUCCUUCGGCCCCAGACACACAACAGCAGCUCGUAGGGGAUCCGAACUCUCUUCUCUACCACGGUUUGCCGCAGAACCUUCUCAACCAGCUUCCAUCGUCAGAAGGAGGCUACUGGCCUUCCACCCGCCCUCCAUUUUGAGAUCAAGAAGCAUUUAAUUCGACAGGUUAUGUGCAUUUCUCCAUCUUCAUCUCGAGUUUACCAUUUCGUUACAAUCGUAAAUUGCUUCACUCAUCCCACGAGACGUAUCGUUUGGUCGUGAUAUCGAUCAUUCCUUGAUUUCUUUAUUAGCUAGUGAUCCAUUUGGGGUUGUUUAGGCACUAAAUUGGAGAUUUUCUUGAGGAUAAUUAAUUACUUGGCAUUAUUUGUUUCGGCAAUUUGAUAUCGACUGGGGACAAGGUUUACUACUUGCUAGCUAGGUUUUUUAGCUUUUGUUCUUGCUGAGAAUCGAGAAAAAGUGUGUAAAUAUACACGCUCAUGAUCAAUCAUAUGGUCAGAACUAAUCUCUUUCAUACAAUCAUGAGGUCCUUAUGAUCA